GAAUUCUUAUGCUCCUGUAUGUAUAAGGAGAACAAGGACCAGCGCAUCUAGAUCAACAGAGGAAGAGAAAGAAAUGGACACGGAUCUUGUAGGGGCGAAAGAAGACGAAGCGGAAUCGAUUCGUGAGGCCUUCGAAAAGGUGCACGCGAUUCGAAAAGGUUCAGGUGCUGGAAUCGCAAUCUUCGAAGUCAGAACGCGUGUCGAAAAGUUAAGUCCUUGGUGAAGUAAACAAGGUCUUGAAUAUUCACUCCACCAAAAUGGGUUUUAGUUUUCUAGUUUUAGGUUUUUGAGUUUUUAGUUUUUUUUUCUACGAAAAAGUAUGCAGCAGGUUGUAAUCACAAAUAUACUUGAUAGAAACCAGGAGCACUCGCAUACUUGUCAAGUAGAAGAUCAAGAUACUAAACAUACAAAAGUAGUUGAUGUCCCGCUCACAUGAUGAGGAUGUUGUUGAUGCCGUUCUUAGUAGAGGCUUGCGUGAACAGCAUCACAGGCAUGUUGCCGUGCUAAAGAAUGAGGACGAUCUUCUUCUUCCUUCUUCCUGUUCACCUAUAUAGUUUUUCGCUCUAACGUGCUGCUUGAGGCCUUUGCGACUGCGUUGUUGUGCGAUGCAAAUUACGGCCUUUUCAGUACCCUACGUUUUAUCCGAGCCUGGGUUGAGGGGCACUGGUUGCCCAUCCGUGAUGCAAAUGACUAUGAAUCAGAGCAGCUGAAAUGGGUGCACAGAAAUGAGCUCUUAGUGACGUGGCUUCCGAGUGAUUUGAUUCUAGAGCAGCUCUUCCAGGACGAGCAGGACCGAACGAUUUCAGCUGUUCUGGGUGAUCCACGAGUCCUACGGUGGCGUAGGUUCCAUAAGAUGCGGCCUCUAUCAUCUGUUGAAGAAAGGCAUGGCCCCGCCUAUUAUCUAUCUAUGGAGAUGGGGAACACCCCACCAGCAACCACAGAAGAAGAAAUUGACGCUAUGACGCUAGAACUGCCUUCGACGCCGACAGGUGACCUGAAGGAGCCUCUAUUCUGGGUGGAGGCCGCCACAACCAUGACUCUGCGACCGUGGGCGGACCGUAUCAUUCCAGAGGCGCGCCGUGUAUGGAAAGAUGUACGCACCAUUUGUGCUAGAAUUACGACUGAAGAAGUAGACAGCUUGUUGGGGGGCCCGGACACGGCGGCUAAUGCGGAACUAGAGGACGAAGGAAGCCCGCAUCACAGGGGUGGACCCAACCUUGGCAAAGGGGGGGGACUCGCGCAAGAAGGUUCCAGCAACGGCUAUUGGCUCGGGGACGGCUAAGAUUGAUAAGGCAGAGAAAAUUGGGGGACCACAGAGCCCAGGAAACAAGGGAAAUGGGUUCGCAUCGGCGGUGAAGAAUCUUAGACUUGCAGGCGAAGGACUCGCCGCGGCAUUCCGACCGUCAGGUGGCUCAUCGGCUUCAUCGCCGGGGCAAGGCCCUGCUCCAGUUGACUCCGUCAUUCAAAGUGAUGCAGCUAGCGGGUCUUCAUCGAGUGCCGCAUCGUCAAACGGAGUGCGUAUUGCGCAGCUUCAUCAAGUGGAGGAUCUGCGUCUGCCGUCUCAAGCUCAACUCCCGAUUUUUCUUCUACAACUGCCAACAGCGGAGCAGGACCUCCUAGUUCUCCUAGUUCUCCUAGUCAACGACAGCAUGGUAUCCGCGAAGUGAUUGCGUCAAGUAGCCCGUCUUUUGGUGAUGGUACUAGAAGCGAUCGUCAUCAGGUGGACCAAGAAGACCCAAAAAUCCCAAACGAAAAGCAAGGGAACCGCGGAAAAACAACGCCGUUGCGUCCGUGGCAGAAGGCACUCGCAAUUGUAGUACCAAUAGUUGUCAUUGUUCCUGCAUCUUUUGUAAGGUCUAAAACAAGACACUUCUGACGAAAUCUAUGGUAUAGUAACAUCAAGAUAGAAUUGUAGUAGGUGCCAUUGAACUAGAUAGAUACACAUAGAAGUUCUUUUGAGAAUUGAAAAGACGUGGCACUAGACUGGCCAUGAAGAAGCACAUAAGAGGCACACUCAUGACCACAUUGCAAAGACAAAUAUGUCUACUACUGGAAUCAAAUUGAUAUUAAACAGGACUACUUCAUGUUGCCAUUACACUGCACACUUGACACACUGCCGGAACUGUUUUGUUCCGCCAUCAGGCUUGUAGGACUAACUGGGACCACACCAUGAUGAUGAUUGCCAUUACUGCUUAGGAGAAUCAUGAAAUGAUGUGUGAAUUUG
Messenger RNA from Amoebophrya sp. A25, 2224 nucleotides. NCBI's taxonomy places the organism in Eukaryota, Dinophyceae, Syndiniales, Amoebophryaceae. The record is from the annotation of a GenBank genome assembly.